Messenger RNA from Rhinocladiella mackenziei CBS 650.93, 1674 nucleotides. RefSeq lists its product as uncharacterized. The record is from RefSeq and is a predicted model, not a curated record. Gene Ontology annotation, cellular component: endoplasmic reticulum. The transcript has a single exon. NCBI's taxonomy places the organism in Eukaryota, Fungi, Ascomycota, Eurotiomycetes, Chaetothyriales, Herpotrichiellaceae. Bases 1 to 1674 code for a protein of 557 amino acids. Gene Ontology annotation, biological process: GPI anchor biosynthetic process.
AUGUACAUAUCUGGACUUGCAGACAAGCUUCUGCGCCUUCUUUUUCCGAUUGCCCUCUGUUUGACGGCAUAUCUAUAUCUCUAUCCAGCAUUUCAUGGCUGCGUAUUUCCUGCCAAAGAUGCCUCCACCGUGACCGCUUUCAUUGAGACUGUCGCCCAACACUGGGGUUCUUUUCGCGGCUCACAUGCAUCUCAUGGCCCUUCACGCAUUCCUUUCCGAUUACUUGUCCUCGCUGAUCCUCAACUCGAAGGAGACAGUUCUCUUCCCAAACCCGAAGAUGGAUUCAUACCGAAGUUAGGACGGCACUGGACACGGCUACGUGCUACAGAGUCACAAGAGAUAUUCCUCAAUAUUCUACUGACCGCACGAGAGAUUUGGCUGCACGACUUUCCAGAGGCUCUGCAGGCGCUGAGGAAACGCCUGGAUUUGUUUGGCAAUGACCACUACUUGGGCCAUGUUUAUCGGGUCUUGCAUUGGUGGACAAUGCCGACUCAUGUCACUGUCCUGGGGGAUUUGAUCGGAAGCCAAUGGGUGACGGACGAGGAAUUCGACUGGAGAGGGUGGAGAUUCUGGAAUAGGGUGUUUGGUAAAGGCCAAAAGGUGGAAAACGAAAUUUGGACCAUGGAAAAUAAAGAGGAGGAGAAGAUCUUUGACAUGAACGACACUAGCUGGACCAAUAAUAUAAUCAACAUCGCGGGCAAUCAUGAUGUUGGCUAUGCUGGAGACAUCUCCAGACACAGAAUGGAGCGCUUCGAACGGGUGUUUGGGAGAGCCAAUUGGGAUGUCAGAUUCCAAUAUCCUCGGACCAACGGUACCCUGACGGGUCAGGAGACAAGUGUCCCUCCAUCAUUGCAUUUGAUCGUCCUGAACAGCCUUAUUCUGGAUACACCGGCUUUGUCUGAGGAUUUACAAGCGGAGACCUAUGAUUAUCUCAAUGGACUCAUUUCUCAUCGUUUACGGCCGGUAGAAGACCAUUCAUCUUUCACCCUACUUCUCACACAUCUCCCGCUCCAUAAAAAGAAAGGGAUCUGUACGGAUGCCCCAUUCUUUGAUUAUUGGGGGAACGAUGACGGAGGUGGUGUCUACAAACCCCGUGGGUUGAAAGAGCAAAAUCAUCUGAGCGAAUAUGUCAGCCACCAAGGAACCCUGGAGGCAUUGUUUGGCAUGAGCGGCAAUCUAGAUGCACCAGCUCAUGGCCAAGGCAGACAUGGCCUGAUCUUGACCGGCCAUGACCAUGAGGGCUGCGAUGUCUGGCACUUUAUUCCGUCCGAUUCGGUCUGGUCAGGGUCCAGCCAAGACAUUGAAGAAGACAGGAAAACGAAAUGGGAUACCGUUCGGUGGAAGGAAGCAAAUGGGAGCGACUCCCAUACUGGGCUUCGAGAACUCACUCUUCGGAGCAUGAUGGGAGAUUAUGGCGGUAAUGCUGGGCUGCUAAGCGCGUGGUUUGAAUUUGAAACCGGAGAGUGGAAGUAUAACGUCCACAUGUGUGGAUUGAACCUCAAAGUCUGGUGGGCCGUCCAUGUUGUUGACUUGGUUGCCAUUGGGUUCCUCCUCUUCAGCCUUGUCAGAUCCAGCCUGAUCGCUAUCACGAGCCAGCCUGCAGAAAGCAAACAUGGGUCUUCGACAAAGAAGACCAAUACCCCGGGCAGACAGACCAAGUCAUUGGUUGAUUGA